Vicia faba (fava bean) is the source of this 297-nucleotide messenger RNA. The record is from the annotation of a GenBank genome assembly. NCBI's taxonomy places the organism in Eukaryota, Viridiplantae, Streptophyta, Magnoliopsida, Fabales, Fabaceae.
AUGCCACCAUCAUUUACGGCAAUGAAAGCCAGCCGUGAGAUCCUCCACGACAAGCUCCGCCACGAGAAACCCACAACUCCAGUGAUGAGACCCAUUCUCCGGUCGCAGUUUCAGGCACACAACCGCUCGCGACCACCACGCUUCAUCUUUCACCAUCGAUCCACCGUGCCAGAAGAUAGAAAGAUGAAGGCCAUCGCGGAGAAGAAAAGAGAAGAAGCGCCAUGUAAAAGAAAAGAUGUAACAAAUGCCAUGUGUCAGCUUUUAAGUGGUUAUAAGUAUGUGGUUUUUUUGGCAUAG